Metopolophium dirhodum (rose-grain aphid) is the source of this 1101-nucleotide messenger RNA. RefSeq names its product probable serine/threonine-protein kinase clkA. Gene Ontology annotation, molecular function: zinc ion binding; nucleic acid binding. Bases 1 to 1101 code for a protein of 366 amino acids. Lineage: Eukaryota; Metazoa; Arthropoda; Insecta; Hemiptera; Aphididae. The record is from RefSeq and is a predicted model, not a curated record. The transcript is spliced from 2 exons.
AUGUCAGAAUCCGAUAGUUCAGAUAUUGAUACUAGUUCUGCGGACAGUUCAAUAAAAGUUGAAAAUUAUAAAUCUAGGAAAGAAUUAAAAGAGGCAGUUUUAAAAGACGCUGUAAAGAAAGAAUUUUUAGAGCAAACUAGGAAACACAUAGUUAAAACUGAAAAAACUGUUAGGAAAAAUUUAGUAAGAACACAUAGUUUAACAGAACAGAUAGGUACCACGCCACGAAAACAAACCGUAGGUCGUUUAGGUACUAGGUCAGACUCAAGCGUAAUUCACAUGCAGUUAGAGUCAGUGGUUAAGAAAAAAACGAGUAAAAUGGAUUUAGAUAAAGCAAUUGCUAUGAUACCUAUUUGCACGGGCAAAAAGGACGUAGCUGAAUUUAUAAAUAUUUGUGAAAUCGCAAUUAAAGAAACAACGGAAGCAGAUACACCGAUAUUAUUAAAAAUAAUUACUUCUAAGUUAACGGGAAAUGCGUUAGAAGCAGACGUCAAUAACGAGGAAAAACGACAAAAUGGUGGUAAUACAAAUAACGCAGUUAAUCGCGGAGGAAACGGUAAUUCAAAUCAAAGCAAUAGAAAUAAUAAUUUCAACGGGUAUAACAACCGAUAUGUUAAUCACAACAACCGCAAUAACUAUGGGAAUAAUAAUCAGAGCGGAUAUGGCUCACACAUGGUUAAUCGCGGCGGUCAUCGAGGCGGAAACGGCUAUGGACGGAAUUUCAAUGGCAAUAAUGUACAACAAAAUAAUAUUAACCGAGGCACCGGAUGCUACACUUGUGGUAGAUCUAAUCACAUAGCACGAGAUUGCUGGAGCAAUCGACCUAAUGCGCAACAAAAUACGUAUAACAAUAAUCGUGUAAGCGGCACGCGCCAUGCGAACAACAGCAAUAAUGUUCGUAGGGACAAUAACAAUACUCAGGGCGUACUUUGCAGUUACUGCAAUAAGAUAGGUCAUGAAAUUUCAAACUGUUAUACAAAACAGAAAAACGAAAGAAGCACGUCGGGAAACGCCAACGGACCAUCACCAGUGGGAGUCAGAUUGGUCCAAGAAAUAGUUCAAGACCCACACACAGGAUUUUCCACAUCACAGCAAAAUUAA